CAACGCAAUUGAACUCUCUCGUGAUCUCAGCGCAGUUUUCUAGGUUUGCCAUAAUGAAAUUCCUGAUCAUCUUCGCCUGCAUUGCCGCAGCCAGCGCUGCUCCCGGUUACUUCGAUGGAUACGACGGUGGCCAUGGAUAUGCGUCGUACGCCGUUGCUGCUCCAGCACCCGUAGUCAAAUACGCCGCCCCAGCUCCGGUUGUGUCCUAUGCUCCGGCCGUUCAUGCCGUGGCUCCGGCUCCGACCUUCGUCAAGGCUGCCGUUCCGGCUGCCACCAGCUACGCUACCAUCCAUCAGGUUCACACUCCGGUGGUCAAGUAUGCCGCACCUGCUCCAGUGGUGCACUACGCUCAAGCCCCGGUAGUCAAGUACGCUGCUGCUCCUGCUCCAGUGGUGCACUACGCCCCGGCUCCAGUGGUCAAGUACGCCGCCGCACCGACCUAUGUCCACGCUGCUCCAGCUCCGGUCCUCAAGUACGGAGGAUACCACGGAUGGUAAAUCUUGGGCUGCCAAAGAGAUGUCAAGAACAGACCGACUUCAAAACUGCCAGUGCUCAGACUCUUGAUUAGCUAGGAACUAGGAUUAGCAGUGCAACGGCAAAUGAUUAUGAAACAAUAGAAGAGAUCACGCUUCGCUCUCCCUCUCUCCCGUUUCGUUCUCUUUUUUUUACUGCUGCUGCUGUGA
Molecule: messenger RNA, 683 nt
Organism: Ochlerotatus camptorhynchus
Lineage: Eukaryota; Metazoa; Arthropoda; Insecta; Diptera; Culicidae
Product: cuticle protein 16.5-like
Exons: 2
Coding region: 54-497 (147 amino acids)
Source: RefSeq, a predicted model, not a curated record